Messenger RNA from Cynara cardunculus var. scolymus (artichoke), 2258 nucleotides. Its product is annotated as fatty acid amide hydrolase-like. Gene Ontology annotation, molecular function: N-(long-chain-acyl)ethanolamine deacylase activity. Bases 216 to 2033 code for a protein of 605 amino acids. NCBI's taxonomy places the organism in Eukaryota, Viridiplantae, Streptophyta, Magnoliopsida, Asterales, Asteraceae. The transcript is spliced from 21 exons. The record is from RefSeq and is a predicted model, not a curated record. Gene Ontology annotation, biological process: N-acylethanolamine metabolic process. Gene Ontology annotation, cellular component: membrane.
AACACGAGAAUUUCUCCGAGUAACAAACGUCAUCGUAUUGUAGUCGUGGUUCAGUAACUUGACAUCCCAACAACAUUUUCUGUCAACAUUGGUUACAACAAUACGAAGCCAUCAUUGUGCUCAUCAAUGCCAAUUUCACCAAUCAUCAUCACACCACUCACAUAGGAACCCAACUUCUUUUUUCCUCUAAUCUAUCGCUCUCACUGGUCAAUUUCAUGGGGAAGCCGAGGUUGUUGCCGGUCACUGAAGUUGAUUUGACCACGGUCAAGUACGAUACCGGAGAAAUUGAAGCUCCUCAUAUAACUGGGUUAUGGCUGAAGUUUUUUGUCAAGUUAAUUGAAAUGCCUUUGAUCGGUUCUUUGAUCAUUGGUCACUUGAAGAAACAAAACAAAAUGAAUGAGAUGUUAAGAGAUACCGUGAUACCAGAACCACCAAUGUUUAGACCUGAGUUCCCUCCUCAAGAACCAGAAUCUGGAGUGGUUUUUCUCAAAGAAGAUGGAAGAUCUGAAGACCGUGUUGAAUCAGCCUUGAAAUGUCUUCCCCAGUAUGAUUCUGCUAACUAUCACAGUUCUGACUCGACUCCAUUCUGCUACUGGAAGAUUCGUGAUUAUGCAAAUUCUUACAGGAAGGGGCUUACCACCCCAUCAACGGUCGCAGAAUAUGUCAUUUGUGCAAUUGAAGAGUUCAGCAAUAAGAAACCCCCAACACCUCUAUUGAUUUCCUUUAAUGCCGAGGAUGUAAGAAAGCAAGCUGCAGCUUCAACGCAACGGUUUGCGGAAGGAAAGCCAUUGUCGAUAUUAGAUGGCAUCUUUGUGGCAAUCAAGGAUGAUAUAGAUUGUUAUCCCCAUCCAUCUAAGGGUGCAACAACAUGGCUUCAUGAGGUACGUGAUGUUACAAAGGAUGCAGUUUCUGUAUCAAGGUUACGGAGUUGUGGGGUGAUAUUGGUGGGGAAAGCCAAUAUGCAUGAAUUGGGAAUGGGAACAACUGGAGUUAAUCCGAACUAUGGAACUGCUAGAAAUCCACACGAUCUGGAUAGAUAUACAGGUGGAUCAUCAUCAGGCCCAGCAGCUAUUGUAGCUUCCGGAAUAUGUUCUGCUGCACUGGGAACAGAUGGCGGAGGUUCAAUUCGUAUUCCUUCUUCCCUUUGUGGUGUCGUGGGAUUGAAAACAACAUAUGGACGUACCGACAUCAAAGGUGCUCUAUGUGAUGGAGGGACUGUAGAAAUUGUAGGUCCAAUUGCAUCCAGUGUUGAAGAUAUCAUACUGGUCUAUGCAGCAAUCUUAGGAUCUUCUCCUGCUGACAAAAUCAGUCUGCGGCCGUCCGUUCCUUGUUUGCCUGAUCUAUCAUCACAAGAGAAUUCCAGUGUUGUGGGAACAUUGCGAUUAGGGAAGUACACUGAGUGGUUUAAUGAUGUAUUCUCACCUGAUAUCUCAAAUAAAUGCGAAGAUGUUCUUACUAUGUUGUCAGAAACUCAUGGGUGCAAUGUAGUAGAGAUUGUCAUACCGGAGCUUGACCAGAUGCGCACAUCCCAUGUUGUAUCAAUUGGUUCUGAAGCAGCAGCCUCAUUAAGUCCCGACUUUCAGGAUGGGAAAGUUAAUAAACUUACAUUGGAUUCGCGCAUUAAUUUUGCACUUUUCAACUCAUUCACAGCUUCAGAUUAUGUUGCUGCCCAACGUCUAAGGCGCAGGAUUAUGUACUACCACAUGGAGAUUUUCAAGAAGGUUGAUGUCAUAGUUACUCCAACAACUGGCAUGACAGCUCCUGUAAUUCCCAAAAGUGCACUUAAAUUGGGCGAGUCAAAUAUGAAGGUUACAAGCAAUCUGAUGCGUUUUGUCUUAGCUGGCAAUCUUCUUGGGCUCCCAGCUAUUUCUAUACCUGUUGGCUACGAUAAGCAAGGGCUUCCCAUAGGAUUGCAGAUUAUAGGCCGUCCAUGGGGUGAAGCUACAAUAUUGCGUUUGGCUGCUGCAGUUGAGGGACUAUGUAUCGGUGCGAAGCAACCGGCAUCGUAUUUUAACAUUUUGAAGGGACAAUGAGAUGCAGGGUCACUUGUUAUUCAUGUCCAUAGAUGUAUUUUCUGGAGAACCUUGUGCAGAAAUGUGUUAUGACCUUUGUUUUGUGGGCAAAGGAUGUUUAUUGGGUACAAAAAAUGUUUUAAGGCAUGACUAAUCUCUAUUCCUUUAGGUUUAUUAACGGGGAUUUGCAUUCUCGAACCUGUUAUAUCGUAAACGUAAUACUAUAAAUUAAUCAAAUUUGUUCUC